This is a messenger RNA of Glycine soja, 2452 nucleotides long. RefSeq lists its product as uncharacterized. The transcript has 3 exons. NCBI's taxonomy places the organism in Eukaryota, Viridiplantae, Streptophyta, Magnoliopsida, Fabales, Fabaceae. The record is from RefSeq and is a predicted model, not a curated record. Bases 142 to 2142 code for a protein of 666 amino acids.
GAAUUUCGACGCCAGACACAGCAUUAGACGCACCCACGUGUAUUAACAAUAACAAAAAGGGAAAAGAAAAUAAUAAAUGAAAAGAUAAAAGGUAAGUCGAUGAGAGAGAGAGAGAGCCAUAAAUAAAGGUGGUAGAGAGAGAUGAAAAGCGAGGAAGGUGAAGCGGAAAAGGUGGAAAAAUUGGGAGAAAAGUUAAGGCGAGGGGUAUUGGUAGGGAAAAGUAGGGGCCCCUGCACUCCAACUCACACUCACAACUACCAUAGCAGCAGCGUUCUUUCUGUUUCUGCUAGAAAGCUCGCCGCGGCUCUCUGGGAAUUCAACCACUCUUUCCCACUCUUUCAAAUGCAUCAUCAUCGUUCUGCUAACAACGCUUCCGCUGCUGCUGCCGGCGGAGCUGGCGCUGAUCCCAGACUUCGCCGCCACCACCAUUACAUCCUUCAUAAGGACAGGGCUCCGGACAUCUCCAACUUUUUGGCUGAUGCUUCUCCCAGUUCCCCCGAUCAGCCUGCUAGUGCAAGCAGUUUGAGGAGGCAUGUUGCAGCAUCUCUAAUGCAGCAUCAUCGGGCAAUUGAGAGAAAUAAUCAUGCACUACAACCUUUAUCUCCAGCAAGUUACGGUAGUUCCAUGGAGAUGACACCCUAUAAUCCUGGAGCCACUCCUACUAGUUCCUUGGAAUUUAAGGGAAGGAUUGGGGAUCCGCACUAUAGUCUCAAAACAUCUACGGAACUGCUAAAAGUGCUAAAUAGAAUAUGGAGCUUGGAAGAACAACAUGCUUCUAACAUUUCAUUGAUAAAAGCAUUAAAAUCAGAACUAGAUCAUGCACGCGUUCGGAUCAAAGAGUUGCUUCGAGACCGACAAGCAGAUCGCCAUGAGAUUGAUGACCUGAUGAAGCAAAUUGCAGAGGAUAAAUUGGUUCGGAAGAGUAAGGAGCAGGAUCGACUCCAUGCUGCCGUUCAAUCAGUUAGGGAUGAACUUGAGGAUGAGAGGAAAUUAAGAAAACGAUCAGAGAGCAUACACAGGAAACUAGCUCGGGAUCUUUCUGAGGUGAAGUCAUCUCUGACUAGCGCUGUAAAAGAAUUGAAUCAAGAGAGAACAAGAAGAAAACUAUUGGAGGACCUAUGUGAUGAAUUUGCCAGGGGAAUAAAUGAAUACGAACGGGAGGUGCAUACUGUCAAACACAAGUCUGAUAAGGAUUGGGUUCAAGGGGCUGAUCAGGAUCGUUUGAUCCUCCACAUAUCUGAAUCGUGGCUGGAUGAACGUAUGCAAAUGCAGCUGGAAGCAGGUCAGAAUGGUUUUACGGACAAGUCCAUAGUCGAUAAACUAAGUCUUGAAAUAGAGACUUUCCUUAAAGCUAAACAAAAUAGUAGGGGUUCAGAAAAUGUUGCAGUAAGGAAUCGCCGUAAUUCCUUGGAAUCUGUACCAUUGAAUGAUCGUGUCAGUGCACCACAAGAGGUUGGUGAUGACGAUGAUUCUGUGGGCAGUGAUUCAAAUUGUUUUGAGUUGAAUAAGCCAAGCAACAAGGGAUCUAAGGUAUAUGAAGAAGAGCCUGUCGACAAAAUUUUUAAGGAGACAUCGAAAACCAACCAAAGAAAGAAAAAACCAAUACCACGAGAAGGGUUAAAACAUCGUAGCCCAUCUAGCCUGCAAGUGAAGUUUGAAGAACAGAUGGCUUGGGCCAUGUCAUCUGAUUCAAAUAAGAAGUCCCAGUCAAUUGAUGCAGAUCAGGGGAAGAUCACAGAUACUAGGCCAGUUGAAGGAACUGUAUCUGAAAGGUCUGAACACUUUGAGAUUUACGAAAAUGAUGAUUCUGAAAGAAAAAAUAACCCCGCUGAAUUGAACAACUCCAGUAAAAAUCACAUUAUCGAUAAUCUCAUAAGAGGUCAGCUUUUGGCAUCCGAAGGUGGCAAUAUGCACGCUGAAAAUAAUUACGGUGAGGCUUCUUGCAGCAAUGCUGGAUGGAGAAAUCAGGCAAGCCCUGUGAAGCAGUGGAUGGCAAAACUUGCAUCCCAAGACCUUGACAUAUCCGAGGCUUCCAAAGUGCCUUCAGGGUCAAAGGAGAGUAAUACUUUGAAAGCAAAGCUUCUUGAAGCUAGGUCCAAGGGGCAGAGAUCGUGUUUAAAAGCCUUGAAAGGUUCCUUUUAGAGGUGGUUUAUAAACAUAACAUGUUGGAGAAUUCGGGCUAAAGGUACUAAGCGGUGGGGAAUUUGCAUCCUGUUGAUGGUGGUCAUUACACUUCCCUCUCGUCUCUUCCUUCGGGUGCAACUUUUGCUUUGUUCAUAAUUUUACUUUGUAUGUGUAACAUAUUUCUCCUUUGGGUUUUAUUAUUCUAUAUGUACUACUGUAGAUGUCGUCACGCAUGUAGCUAAAAGAAUCGGAUCGAGUUUUGAGAAGUGAAAAAACAAUAUACAAUUUUGGAUAGUAGUUUUUUUGGUUCAUCUCUUUAUUAUUAUGA